Molecule: messenger RNA, 4392 nt
Organism: Penicillium olsonii
Lineage: Eukaryota; Fungi; Ascomycota; Eurotiomycetes; Eurotiales; Aspergillaceae
Source: the annotation of a GenBank genome assembly
AUGCCUGUCUAUGGACCGCGUUCGCAAAUCGCCAGACCGGCGAAUAAAGCCUCUGAUGUCGAUAGACUCGAUACAGCCAAACGAUCGAGCCGUCAUCGGCUGUCUAUGCUUCCACGCCCCAAUAUCGCGACGGCAUCCCCAAUCACGCCGGUGUCAGCGUCUUCGAGUUCCACCCAACGAUCGUUCUCAUCGGUCUCGACCCCGGAGACAAACCCAUCGCUGUUUGUUGCUGGUCAACAACUGCCUCCAAAGCGACUUCGAAAUGUCUUGCGAAGAAGAGCACCCACAAUAGGUCAACAUGUGGAGCAAUCCCAGUCCAACAAGCUCAGCCUCGUCAUCCCUCAGGACUCUCAGGACAACAUGAACAAUGUCUCCGCAUAUCAACCCGCCCCCACACCGACACCGUCGCAGUCUACAACUUCAUACUCGAGCCACAGGAAGAAUAGUAGUGGGACCUUGAAUUCGGCAAGUUCCAAAUUCAGUGGACCGAAGGAGCUGGCAAGUCUCCGAACAACAGUUGAUACCCAGAACCUGCCACCUCCUCCCACGCCCUUCUUUUCAGCCAGUCCCUCAACAAGAUACUCGGUGUCUCCGAGUAUCUGGAGUAGAGGAUCCACACCGACAUCGUUAUCAUCAUAUUCUCCGGGCAUUGUUCAAUCCAAGAUCGGUCGUCUGCGGCAGCCAAGUCCAUCCCAGACGAGGUUGCCUGUCUUCUCUCCGCCAGUUCAAGCAAGCCCUCAGCAGCAGCAGCCAGAUGUCGAGACCGAGAGCCAGCCGAAUGGCAUCAAAUUCGAAUCGAGAUCAGCACGCCCCAUGAAUGCGGGUAGAAGCAACCAAACCAAGUCGCCAUCGGUCGACACCAGGAAACCCCAUAUUCCCCCGUCAAACAAUCGCCCAAUUCAUCUCAGCUCUCCAAACUCUGCAGAGAUUGAUGUUGCAAAGGCCCGGAGAGAAGUCGAAGAAGCAGAAAAGCGUUUGUUUGAUCCGCAAGGGGUCACGGAAUGUUCCCCGCGCAGAGCGGAGCCACCGCAAACUCCACCACGACCGAGCAGAGAUGGAACCCAUCGUUUGGAAUUGGGAACAUCUCCAGUCGUUCAAAGCAAUCUGCGCUACCUCCGCUCAACAGGCCACACGAGACGCGAGUCACUCGAGAAAGCUCAAGCCAUCCAAAGACCGAGUCCAACCCCCAAUCAAUCAGCCAGUGCAUCGAUUGACUCGCUGCAUUCGAGGGGUUUAUCGCAAGUGCCCUCUCGCGAUGGCGCAUCACCAAUCCUCUCUCGAAAGUCACCCCGGACAUUGACAAAGGAGGUACCGAAGGAGGGCAUGGAGCCGAAAAUUCCCGUGUCGAAGCGAUUUGGGCUCUUUUCGAAAAAGUCAAAGCCAGAUUUGGCAGACGCUCCAUCUGAACAAACUCGCCUACCUCGCAAAGGCCCUACGGCGGGAACAGGACACGAAGGAUAUGGCAAAUAUGGACAGCGUGGCCGCAAGGCAAGUGGGAGCUCGAGCAGUGGUACGAGGACCAGGUCAACUAGCACGACUCGAAGCGCUGCCAGCAAGGGGAGCCAGUCGAGUCGACCGGAAUUGGAGAUUGAUGAUUUCUUGAUGAGUCGUCUUGAGCCCGUCAUCAUCAAUGGCGGUGGCAUGGAUGGUGCAUCUUUGUCGCGGACGCAGAGCGAGCAGAGUAUGAGCAGUGUCAGCGUUGCUUCUGUUUCCACCUUGCCUCGCCAAACACUGCUCUCAUACUCGACCGCCCCCUCGACUGAGUCUCUCGCCACUUCAGCGGAGACGUCUGGCGAGACUCUUACCCCAUAUAAAUUUGGGGGAAUGACUCGCAGCAAGAGCCCGGAACGUCGAACGAAGAGUGGUGUCCCUGCCAAUGUGCCGAAGUCGCGAAUGCCAGUGCCCAAAGGGAAGAAGCAUGGCGUAUAUUCGAAUUCUCAGGCCUCUGGAACCAGCACGUCUCUAUCAAGCCAGCAGUCAAGCAUUGCGGCUCCUAGCAUCAUUCCUCCAAGUCAGCCAAGCCAACCUGUUCAACAGUCUCCAAGGAAGCCAGCCAAGACCGUAAAUGCUGAGUCACAGAACGCGAAGAAAGAAAAACCAUCUAUGUGGAGUUUCUUCCACAAAAGUCGCGGCGCUGAUCAGAAGGCUGCACCUCCGACAACAGCGCCUCCAACCACCAAGCUUCACGCGGCCAUUACACCGGUGCCGAACACUCGACCUAUCGCCCAUUAUGCAUUAGUAGAUACUGAUUCGGAUGAGCUUGAUGAAAUCAUCAAGAACAUUGAAGACUCGCCGCCGAGCGAAGAAGAAGCGUUCAAACCAGUGGAAGUUCCCCGAGGUCUAAAUAUAAGAAAGAGAGAACCCUCCGUUCUGCUACCCUCUCCACCAAAGAUGCACGGCGAAUUUGAGAAGGAUGAUCGCCCAUCGCCACGGACGGCUAUGUUCAAUCGCAACCUAAUGCCCCAGGAGCUUGAAUCACCCGAACGAAAACCAAGACGGCUAGCCUCUAUCGGUCGAAUUCCCCAGGUAGUCUCAAGGCGUGACAGGCAUCAUCGACCUGCCAUGCAAUCUUUCUCCCGACCUUUCAGUGGUAUUGAGUCUCCGUCUAUGACGGUCCCAACGACUGAGAGUAUGCGGGACCCGCCUCUGUUGGCGAACGCUACUCCACAUAUGCAAACACCGAAUGCUCCAGCAAUCGCGCUUAAUGAUUCCCCGGAAUGGGGCCGCGGAUUCAACCCGACAUUCAGCGCAGCGGAGGAUACAAGUGCUUUAGAAUUCCUUGCUGGACCAUUCUCGACCUAUGAAUUUCUUCAGUUCCCGCCGAAGAAAGACUCAACCUCGUCAGAAAGCUCCGGCGCUUUGGCUGCCGUGACGGCUGUUGCACCAGUGCCUGGCUCUCCGCCUACCGAGGAUGAGGUGUGGAAUGAAUUUGAUGAUUUGAUUGAUCAUGUUUUAUCGCCGGACAAGCCCACGCCCAAGCCAGAUGAGACCAGUAAGGAGGAGGAGACGGACAGGUUUGAGCUCGCAACCAUGGCAAGCAGAGCUCUUCAAGAUGAGUUGAACAGCGCGCAUCAUCCCCAGUCUGUCCCUAGUGGCACGUCAGUUCGGUCGAGUGGCAGCUCGGUUCACCUGCGGAGGUCUCGAAUCGUGUCGGCCUUGCAGUCUUCCACGGCUCCUUCCUCUCAGCCUUCCUAUAGCGAUCUUGCUACGCCAUACGGGAACCUGAACGACGACAUGGAGGAUCUCACUGGAUCCACUGAGCCGUCUACCACCGAGCAAUGUCGGGAAAACCAGUCCGCAUUUCUAAACUCCCUCGCUGCCGUUCCCUCGCCUCUGCCAAAGGCUCACCGUGGGCAAGCUGGUCCUUCGGAGCAUGAGUUGGAUGCAGUCACUCAGACUAAUAUUCGUUCUGCCUCGCUGAUGACCAGUCGUUGGUUGUCUUUCGGUCGAGUCCUUUUCAGCCCAGCACAUAAUCACGUCAAAGCUGGAGGCCAGGGCCGGAUACUCGUGGUCGAUGGGUUGGGCAAUGAUGACUGGUCCUUCUACUGCUCUCUUACAUACCCCGAUGCAGAGGUGUAUAGUCUCGGUCUACGCCCGACCUCUACCUAUAUUCCUCAUCCCGCUGCGUGGCAGCCUCCGACAAACCAUCACACGGUAUACCACGGCGGACUUGGAAGCCCACUCCCCUUCCCGAAGGACUACUUCACCGUCGUUGUCCUCCGCUUCCCAGCCGUAUGCUCCGAGGCCGUGCAAAGCAACGUCGUCCAAGAAUGCAAACGCGUCCUCCGCACAGGCGGAUAUCUUGAAAUGACCCUCCUCGACCGCGACAUGGUCAACAUGGGCCCUCAAACACGCAAAGCCAUCCGCCAACUCAAGGAAAUAACCUACAUCUCCGACCCGACCCUUUGCCUCAAGUCCACCAGCGACAGCAUCCAACGCGAGAUCGGCGCUCAAGGCUUCGACAGUCUCCGUCGCUGCAUGGUCCGCAUCCCCGUAGCAGGAGUUGUCCUCCGAUCCUCCGACUCUUCUUCAUCCACUCGAUCCUUCUCAACAACCAACCCUUCCAUCCCACGCCCAACAAUCUCAAUCACAAACACCAACCAAACCACCAUCCCCACCUACCAAUCCCCAGACGCAAACAUCUCCCUCGGUGACCUCCUCUCCGACCCUUCCUCCCCAUCCAACGACGAAUCAAUCGCUAAGAUCGUCGCCCGCGUCGGAAGAUGGUGGUACUCGAAAUGCUACGAAGAUCCCAUCUCCCACAGCCAAACCUCCAUGUGGAACGACCGCAAACUCCUCCGCGAAUGCCAGAAGCGCGGAACCGGAUUCCGCAUGUUCAUUGCAUAUGCUCAGAAACCGAGCCAGGUUCCCCGGCGAACGGCGAGCGUGUAA